Messenger RNA from Mucor velutinosus, 2223 nucleotides. RefSeq lists its product as uncharacterized. Gene Ontology annotation, molecular function: protein binding. Lineage: Eukaryota; Fungi; Mucoromycota; Mucoromycetes; Mucorales; Mucoraceae. Gene Ontology annotation, cellular component: endosome. The record is from RefSeq and is a predicted model, not a curated record. The transcript is spliced from 7 exons. Gene Ontology annotation, biological process: multivesicular body sorting pathway. Bases 1 to 2223 code for a protein of 740 amino acids.
AUGGAAUCACCUCCACAAAACUUAUUCCUAAGCAUACCUUUGAAAAAGGCAGACAAGAUAAAAUGGACUCCAGUGUUACUCGCUUAUAUCAUCAUGAGCUACGCUGAAGAAGGCAAGAAAUACGAGGCAGAUUGCGAGCUGCUGGAUUCGAUGCGAGAGCACGCUUUGAAACAAACGACAGAAGAUGCUCUUGGCCUAGAAGAUCUAUCCAUAUACUUUAAUCAACUCACAUUUCUGGGAUCUCGGUUCCCUCUCAACCUGAACUUCCAUAUUGGAUGGUUCCCAAUCUUUCGACCAAAGCAAAAACCAGAAAUCAUUAGUAAUUUGAAUUAUGAAAAAUGCUGUGUGCUAUAUAGAAUAGCAGGCAUAUACAGCGAGCUGGGCUGCUCACAAAACACCGUUUCCACCGAAGGCACACGAAGAGCAUGUCAAUAUUUCCAAAAUGCUGCUGGAUGCUUGCAAUACAUCCAAUCCGAUAUUCUGCCCGACCUUCGAGCCAAAGCACCCCAAGAUUUCGAACUUCUUGAUCCUCUUGUAUCACUCAUGAUGGCACAAGCACAUGAAUGCAUUUGGCAAAAAGCCGUGAUGGAGCAUAUGAAGCAUGGGACAGUCGCUCGUCUUGCUGUCAAAGUCGCAGAUCUAUACGAUGCAUUUCUAUCCAAUAUCCACAAAAAGAUGAUACCCGAUGAAUGGAACCGCAAUGUCGAAGCCAAAUCCAACUAUUUCCAGGCAGUGGCUCAAUACCAAAAAGCCAACGAGGCCAUUUCCAAUGGUCGAUAUGGCGAAGAAAUCGCACGCUUACGCCUAGCAAAGACAAGCAACACUGCUGCACUAUCUCAUACCAAAGCAUUGCAGCCUUCAUUUGUGGAUCAACUGACAGCACUGGAUCAAUCAAUAGACCGUGAUUUAAUUCGCGCUGAAAAGGACAAUGAUCUGGUUUAUAUGGAAACGGUACCUGAGGCAUCACAGCUGGCUCCCAUCCUGAGAUCAGACAUGGUAAAGCCCACGGUUCCCAAUUUUGUUACCCACCCCAACUACUGGCUUGUGUUAGCAGACAGACCCAAUGAUCCACUGUUUAUAAAGCGGCCGUUGUUUGACAAGCUGGUCCCAUUUGCGGUCCAUCAAGCUAUCAGCGUGUUUGCAGAUAAGAAGGAUUAUAUUGUCAAAGUGGAUAUUGUAGGGAAGAAUCAAGAAAUGAAUGCAGAUCAACAAAGAUGUUUGGAUGAGCUUAACAUUCCGUAUGCUUUAGAUGUGAUAGACGCUCUACCCGCACAGUUGAUAGAUCAUGCGGAAGAAGUACAGCACGAAGGAGGAAUACAAUCACUGCAUGACAUGCUAUACAAGAUACAAACCAUGUCUAACAAGACGCUCAAACUGAUAGAGGAUGGAUUCAAUGCUCUCGAAGAAGAAAACGAACAGGAUGCUACACUCAGCCGGCAAUACGGCAAACUAUGGAAUCGACCUCCAUCUAGAACAUUGACGCAUGAUUUACUGACGCUUGGGACUCAAUACAAUGACACAAUCCAAGCAGCACAAAAGGCAGAUCGCAUUGUGCAAGCCAAAGUCAACAAUUGGGGAAAAGCAAUUGCCAUGCUAUCUCGACCUGCUUCAGAGAUAAAAGCGCAUUUACCCAGCCUUCCCUAUGAUGACGAAUAUCACGCAGAGAUUCAUGAAUUACUAGAUCACAUACGAUCCAAAUUAGACUUGCUCAAAGCUGCUAAUGAAGAACGCACUCGGCUGGAAACAGAGGGCAAAACACUUGCUGAAAACGACGACAUUUCAAAUGUGCUAUUAUCAAAAGCCAAUGAACUCACAAAGGGGUCUCCUGUCAUCAAACUGGAGCCCGAGCAAUUUGCCAGUGUUUUUGACCAGCAUUUGCAAGCAUAUAAACGAAUUCAGGAACAAAUCCUCGCCUAUGUUGAACCCCAAAGCGAUCUGUUACAGUCAAUCACUGACUUGCAUGGCCAACUCUCGCUGCUAACAGCCAACAAGAGCCCUUUAAUCAAGAGAGAAAAGGCUAUUUCUAACCUGGAGUCUGCAUUUACCAAAUUCAAAGAAAUCAGGACCAACCUAGUAGAAGGCAUCAAGUUUUAUUCCAAUUAUACAGAUACCAUCAGUCAGUUCAGAGAUGAUUGUCUAGAGUUUGCCAUUUCGAGAAAAUUGGAGGCAACUGAGCUAUCUCGAGAUGCUAAUCCCACUCGAUUACUGUUACUAAAGAAAUAA